Molecule: messenger RNA, 1474 nt
Organism: Tigriopus californicus
Lineage: Eukaryota; Metazoa; Arthropoda; Copepoda; Harpacticoida; Harpacticidae
Product: HORMA domain-containing protein 2-like
Exons: 3
Coding region: 238-1332 (364 amino acids)
Source: RefSeq, a predicted model, not a curated record
CCGCUCUCUAUCGGGUCACGCUGUCGUUCAUCUUGUUCAAGUUUUGAUUUUCCCGCUCAAAGUUAAGGCGGGAAAAAUUGAAGAAGACAAAAAAAUCAUCGUCUAACGAUUGGAAUGUUUCAUCAUUCCUAUUGAUUCCGUUUCGAUCACCUCUUUUCAUAAGUUCGGCGGGAUUGUUUUUCGCUAGCCAUUGCACCCCACAGCCUGUUUUGAGUGGUCCUUCCAUCCUUGUGCAAGAUGGCCACUGUAAUGUCUCCCCCAUCUUCUCGGGUCGUUCAAUCCAAGUUGGAGACCACCAAUUGGGGUCAAACUUUUCCCGUGGACCUUCAAACCCGGGAAGCCAGUCUGAAGUUGGUCAAAAAGUUGUUGGCCGUUGGCGUGUCCACCGUUUUGUACUUGCGCUCGAAUAUCCCAGAAAGCGCAUACAACAAUUGCCAAGUGGACGACUUAAAUCUACGCAUCUUGAACGCGGCUUCUGAGAGUCGUCCGGCCAGAAAGAUUACCUCUUGGAUUCGAAACGCUGUCGAAGCCAUUGAAAAAGGCUUUUUAGCCAAACUGACUUUAGGGAUGUAUAGGGAUUCCAAUCGUCCAGAAGAAGCUUAUGAGACGUACGUUUUUGAAUUUGAGUAUGUUGGUUCGGACAAGGCCCCAAGAAUGGCCUUCAAUUCCAAAGCAGGCAUGUUAGAGGAAGGCAACGUCAUUUUUUCGGACACGAGGCACAUGUUUCGUCAGAUCAUUCUUCUAACUCAAAACCUCCCACCGUUACCAUUGGGCAUGUAUAUGACAAUCCUCUUAACUUACAAUGAUCACGCUCCUUUGGAUUACAAUCCUCCGGGCUACAAAACGGGCGACCUGGAGUUUGAGGUCGAAAAAAUAAACCAACCUUCCAUUAUGGGCACCGUCACCACUCGGCAUCAUAGGUUCAAAACCCUGGUCCAUUCUGGAGGUUUGGUUGAGCAAAGUUCACCGAUUUCAAGUCAGAAAACCGUGGUAACGGAGCAAAAAAAACGUUCGGUCACGCCUAAAUCUACCAAGGAGAGUUUACCUCCCUCACCUUCUUCUCAGACUGAGUUUCAAGAUGCGGCUCAAUUGACUUCCUCCGGAUCAGAUCCUGGAACCAAAAGCAUCAUAUCUAACUCCCAACCUUCUCAACAUUUGAGGCACCGGGUUCAGGCAAGCGGAGAUAUAGUUGCAACAAAGCGAAACCGUUGGGAACCCAAAUUAAUGGGAUUGGAUGAACCCCAAACUCCAGUGAAAAAACUAAAAAGACCUCGUAUGGCCAAUUGUAUGGCUAGUGAGGUGAAAGAUGACCAUCCCGAGGAAGCUUACUGACAUCAAGGCAUACAAAUUCUAAUCUAAUUCGUUGUCCGUUUUGACUUUAAAUUGAAUCUUAUCCCCAUUGAAUUCGAACUAUCCAUUAAUGUAAUCAGAAUACUUUCCGUGUCGCGAUAAAUUCAAAAUACUUCACAACUUU